CCGCAGCUUCGGAAGCCAUGGCCACUUCUGCGCAGCAGACUACUCAGGCCGGUAGUUCAGGGUCUGUCGGGUCAACGGUCGCGCAGACCCAGAGUCAGUCCACUAGCGUAAUGGGAAGCCAACCUAUAGUGUUGACCUCCGACGAGAUCGCCAUACAACAAGCAGCUUUGCAGGAGGCACAACUACAGAAGGCAUUAGGAGAUAUAAAAGCGGAGAAAGAAAGAAUGAUUAGAAGAAGAGCCAGGAUGCAACGGAGACAAGCGAACAUUGGUGAGUUAGAGGAGAUGGACCUGACACACGUGACUAAUGAGAUUGCAAUCCGGCCUGAGGAUCAACACAAAACCGCAUUUCAGACCAGGUACGGUCUGUACGAGUUUGUGGUGAUGCCUUUCGGCCUUUGCAAUGCUCCUAGCACCUUUCAACACGCUAUGAAUCGGAUAUUCCAUGACUACUUGGAUAAGUUUGUCAUCGUGUACCUCGAUGACAUACUUAUUUUUAGUAAGACUGUCGAGGAGCACGUUGCACACUUGGACAAAGUCCUUAGACUCCUGCGACAGCACAAGUUCAAGAUCAACAGUGAGAAGUGCGAGUUUGGCCACACCUGUGUCUUGUACUUGGGCCAUGAGAUUUCCGCGGAAGGGUUGAAGCCCGAUGACGCGAAGGUGGCCAGCAUUCGUGACUGGCCGCAUCCUCAGUCUGUGGCUGAGAUGAGAUCAUUCUUAGGGACCGACUACUAUCGCAACUUCGUGGAGAACUAUAGCAUAGUUGCCGCCCCUUUGACUGAUCUGACCCGCCUUGACACCCCAUGGGAGUGGACUGAGAGAUGCGAGGCUGCUUUCAGACAUCUGAAGCCUGCGUUGACGCAUUACGAAGUCUUGAAACUUCCUGAUCCUGACAAGGCAUUUAUAGUGACUACGGAUGCUAGCCAAUAUGGCAUAGGCGCCGUACUUGCACAACAGGAGGGGAAAAUUUUGAGGCCAGUAGAGUACAUGUCCAAAAAGAUGCCCUCUCAGAAGUUGGGUAAGUCCACCUAUGAGAAGGAACUCUAUGCGGUUUACAAGGCUCUGACCCAUUGGAGGCACUACCUCCUUGGGAGAUUCUUCAUCCUCAGGACUGAUCAUCAGACCCUGAGAUGGAUGAGAACUCAGCCGAUACUCUUUGAUGCUCUCGAGCGUUGGAUCGAAGUCAUUGAGCAAUAUGACUUCAAGCCCCAGUACAUCAAGGGCGAGUACAACAAGGUUGUUGAUGCCUUGCCGCGUAGACCAGAUUUCUCUGGUGCGCUGAUCACUGAGUUUGGGCUUGCGGACAGUGUUACUCAGUCCAUGGUGGAAGCCUAUCGUGAGGAUCCAUUCAUGUCUAAGAUCAUCCGCAGACUCGAAGCGAAGGACAAAGUGACUUCUGUCGAGUUUGAGUUGGUCAACGACUUGCUGUUCCUCGAUAAGGCUGGGAAUAAACGUUUGUGUGCUCCGAAUAGCGAGUCUUUGCGUAGUUUGUUUUUAGGAGAGUGCCAUGAUGCCACCGGCCAUUUUGGGUACAAGAACAUCGCAGCCAAUCUGCUGCAGCGGUUCUGGUGGCCCACAUUGAUGAGAGAUGCUAAGUUGUACGUGGAUACUUGUCAUGUCUAUCAGAGGGACAAGCCACGUACUCAGGCUCCUCUUGGGCUGCUGAAGCCCCUUCCGAUUCCGGAAAGGCCUGGUGAGAGCCUGUCCAUGGACUUCAUGGAUACGCUGGUCACCAGCAACAGUGGAAUGCGCUACAUCUACGUCAUUGUGGAUAGGUUUAGUAAGUUUGCUAGAUUAGUUGCAAUGCCGGCAACAACUAAAACGAAGUAUGUGAUUAAGAUGUUUAAAGAGAAUUGGGUUAGAGAUUUUGGAUUACCCAAGUCCAUAGUGAAAGAGAUGUCAGAUUCACAAGUGAGUUGUGGAAAGCAGCAGCUGCAGAGAUGGCACUGCAGAGCUGGCACGCAACUGCAGAUGACAUCAGGCAAUCAUCCUGAGGCAAACAGGCAGGUUGAACAAAUGCAUCGCGCUGUACAACACGUGCCAAGGCACUACAUCAAGCCAAAUCAGGUAGAUUGGGAUGAGAUACUUGCUCUCGUCGCAAGUUUGUACAAUAACGCUGUGCACAGCGCAACCGGACUCAUUCCUAACAGCCUGCUACUGACCUUCAGACCCCAACUGCCUUUAGACUUCCUACUACCUGACAAUCAGCCAACCGCUGCACUUGGAACUUUAGAGUUUGCUUAUCGGUAUGAGCAGCUGAUGCAACAGGCUGCUGAACAGAUGCACAAGGCACAGGCGGCGAUGAUAGAGUCUGAGAGCAAACAUCGCCGCACCUCUACGCUUCAGGUAGGAGAAAGAGUCUGGGUCAAGUCCUCAGAACUGAGACAGGAGCACGGAAUCUCCCGCAAGCUCAUGCCACAGUACUUUGGACCAUGGGAGACUCUGGAUGUUGUCGGGGGUGAACCAGAUGGGCCGUCUUAUGUUGUUCGCAUCCCUGGUCACUUACACACUUACCCUGUUUUCCACGCUUUAAAGCUUGCACCUUUUAAGGAAACAGAUCAGUUUCCAUCUCGUCGCUCAAUGCUGCCCCCAACCAUGGAUGGAGAGGUCAACAUUAAUGAUAUUGUUGACCACCGAGAAAUGCCAGUUUCAUUCGGGAGAGCUAUUGUCGUCAACUUCGGCAUUGUAGUAUGGGCUAGAUAGGAUCUGCCACAUGUAGUCUGGGCGCCGAGUGCCAGAUAGGAUAUCAAGGUUCUUCGUUGAUGAUGACGGGACUAUUUCAGCAUUGUCAAUUAUGAACUCUUGGUGUGUUCUUAUUAGGUGAAUCUCGUGAUGCAAUGCUGCUGUUGGUUCGAGGUCACGAUUAUCUGGACUCGUAUGUAUGAUGUUGUUUGAUUGUUGAAGUUCGCUAUUGCUCAUCUUCCUUGCAAUAUUCAAUGUGUGUCGUAGAAUGAAUACAAUUGAAAUAA
Chara braunii is the source of this 2971-nucleotide messenger RNA. The record is from the annotation of a GenBank genome assembly. NCBI's taxonomy places the organism in Eukaryota, Viridiplantae, Streptophyta, Charophyceae, Charales, Characeae.